Symbiodinium sp. CCMP2592 is the source of this 1152-nucleotide messenger RNA. Lineage: Eukaryota; Dinophyceae; Suessiales; Symbiodiniaceae. The record is from the annotation of a GenBank genome assembly.
AUGCUCGAGGAGUUCGACAAAGAGACCCCGCCGAGGUUGGCUGAAGAGCCAGCGAGCCCAGCACAGAGUGAGGACGAGGUCUGCGGCCCGGAUGGCGCAAGAUCUCAUUUAAUAGCUCUUGGAAUUUUCGGAACUCAGGAUGUCGAUGACGACGAAUCUGAGAUAGAUACGGAACAGAUGACGGCGGUCUUGAAUGGUUUCUUAGACAAGAAUCCCGAUAUCCGGGAUGUGCUGCGCGGGCGACCACGUGAUCACUUGGAAUUUUGGCUAGAUGAAUUUCGAGCUUCGCCAGAUCCUGAGAAGGAUGCAGCUUGGUUGAAGGCUUGCUUGGAUUGGGAUGGCGAGGGAGAGCCGCCGGAGGAUCCAGGCUCCAGCACGAAUCCCGCGGAUUCGGAUGCCUGGGAGAAGAAAGAUGAAUGGGCCGAUGAUUCGGCCAAAGGUGCUUGGGCGGACGAUGAUUGGACCUACGACCGCAAGCCCGAUCGCUGGACCAAUGAUUGGGACGACGAUUCCGCCAACAUCAAGAAGAUUGAUUGGAUCCACGAUCCGACCGAUGAUUGGAUCAACGACAACAAGACAUAUGGAUGGACCCAGAAUGCUUGGGUCGAUGGUCCGGUCGAUGAUUGGACCCAAGACGACAAGACCUAUGGAUGGAGCAAGACCUAUGCUUGGGUCGACGAUUCGACCGAAGACGACAAGACCUAUGGAUGGAGCAAGACCGAUGCUUGGGUCAACGAUUCGACUUUUGAUGGCAAGGCCUAUGGAUGGAGCGAGGCCGAUAAUUGGGCUGAUGAUUCUGCCAGAGUCAUCAAAGUCGAUGGAUGGACAGAGAAUGAUUGGGCCGAUGAUUCGGCCAAAGACAACAAGACCUAUGGAUGGACCGAGAAUGAUUGGGCCGAUGAUUCGACCAAAGACGACCAGACCUAUGGGUGGAGCAAGACCGAACACUGGGAUACUGGUCCUGCCAAGGAUGCCUGGGCCGAUAUCUCCACCACCGAUGCCUUGACCGAUGCCGGCUCUAGCACAAUGGAGUGGGCCACGACUGGCGCAGCAGGCGAUUAUGACGAUGCCUCGACCGAAGUUGGGGCCCAUGAUUGGGCCAACGACAAGCAGGCAUUUCUCUUGAUAUCUGAUUUUCUUGAGGAUGGGUGA